Molecule: messenger RNA, 1236 nt
Organism: Sabethes cyaneus
Lineage: Eukaryota; Metazoa; Arthropoda; Insecta; Diptera; Culicidae
Gene: Spag1
Product: sperm-associated antigen 1
Exons: 3
Coding region: 1-1236 (411 amino acids)
Cellular component (GO): cytosol; mitochondrion
Molecular function (GO): heat shock protein binding
Source: RefSeq, a predicted model, not a curated record
AUGGCGAACAAACCCAGAAGAUUGUUGGAAAAAUACGAAAUUUUACUAGAACACUUAGAUUUUGAGUACAUCGAACGGUGCACGGACGAGCGAGAGUUGGAAAAAAUAGUAAAAAUUCUUCGGUCCGGUGAAGAAGGUUACUUCCCCCAACUGACAUCCUUCGCCGAGCAAUGUUUGCAAGCGUUAAAUCCGAGCAGCAAAAUUUUCCGGAAGGAAACUCCCCUGGGAACUAAGGACAGUGUGCCAAGUGAGUCGUGGAAUCAAAUACAGAGUGAGUUGGAGCAAUGGAAAACCGAAAUAACGACCGUUCAUGAGCGGAUUCUAAACUUAAAAGAUGAGCCAGUGACAUCGAAUGUUCCCAUAAGAAAUUCCGGCGUUAAUACUGUUAAUUAUUUGGAAAGCCAAAACGUGGUCCCCAGCAAUGUUCCGAGACUUCGAUCCUGUGAUUAUCAAGGCUGGGAUCAGUAUGACGCCGAGACCGAAAUGCUAAAAAUGGAUCUCCACGAAGAACGAUGCAAAGAGUCGGUUGGAAAGCAGAACAAAGCGAACGAUAAUGGGGACGGGGAUUAUUGCACGACAGAGCACAGCACAUUGGGGGAACUUUCCGAACCGGAACGGAAAACGUUGGCUAGCAGUGCGAGAGAAAAGGGAAACGAUUAUUUCAGAUGUAAAGAAUUUGAUAGCGCGCUUCGCGAGUACACGUUUAGUCUGAAGAUAUUUCCGACUGCGGCGUGCUUCAAUAAUCGCGCCAUGACUUAUUUAAAACAACAACGGUAUUCGGAGGCAAUCUUAGAUUGCGAUUCAUGCUUGAAAUUGGAGCCAAACAAUUCGAAAGCUUUUCUUCGAAAAGCAGAGGCUUUGCUAAAUAAUAAUCGACCUCGAGAGGCAUACAAGAUGUACUGCAACGUAUUGUCCUAUGAUGCCAACAAUACGGUAGCCUUAAAACGAGCGGAUGAUCUUCGUAAGCAGUUUUCCGAUUUACCGCCACCCAAUGCAUGGCAGAUCACGAUAGAGGACGUGCGAAAUGAACCUGAAGAAGACGAUUACGUCGCUCUUAUAAAGCCUAAAAGAAUAACUAAGGACAAACUUCCCAAUGCUAUUAAGCUGUUAGAGAAAGAAACCGCGAAAAUAGUUCAAAAUUACUCGGUUGAAAACCAACAAAACACCGUUAAAAUAGGCACUACCCUAUUCCAGCCCGACCCAGGCGUAAAAAAGAAUCUAAUUGAAGAACUUUAG